This is a messenger RNA of Electrophorus electricus (electric eel), 5465 nucleotides long. It is a transcript of the gene ubn2b, whose product is annotated as ubinuclein 2b. NCBI's taxonomy places the organism in Eukaryota, Metazoa, Chordata, Actinopteri, Gymnotiformes, Gymnotidae. Gene Ontology annotation, biological process: chromatin organization. The record is from RefSeq and is a predicted model, not a curated record. Gene Ontology annotation, cellular component: nucleus.
UGAUAUUUAAAAUGGCUACCACAGAUGCUCCAGUUCCCUGAAUUUCAUACAAGCAAAGAAGAACUCAUUUUACACACGUCUGCGUUCAGGAAAGCAACUUGGGAGGCCUGAAGGACUACCGAAUACUCCGGACAGUGGAGUUUCUUUCAUGAACUAGCUAGCUAGCUAGCUAGCUACCUGUUUACUUGGCUAAUUUUACUGGCUAAUUUUAGCUUUAGCUAAGUGCUAGCGAGCUCGUCUGGCUACUUUAGCUAACGUUAACUAGCGGAAAGUCUCGCGCUACUCGUGUGCCAGGAGUCGGUAACCGGUAGAAGUGGUCGUCAUCAUCAAAUGGCCGAUCCAAGAAAAGUACCAUUCGUGACUCUCGCUUCAUACAGUACAACACAGACGUCGGAAUCCAAGAAACGCCGGAGAGAGGAAGAGGGCGAAGUCAGUCAUCAUCACAGGGCAGAUGGAGGGGUCGGGAGUGCGACCACCGGGGCAGGAGGUGGCGUGGGCUUAUUCGGUAACGUCAAGACCCUCGGCGAAUGCAGCUCCGGGGAGUCCAAAGCUACAGUGCGCCUGAGUCUGUCGCUGUCCGAGCCAAACGAGCAAGGAUCGACAGAGUUCAACUACAGCGAGUUGAUACAGGCCACGCAGCAGCCCAGGAAAGUUCCUCAGGGCCUGACCCCGGCGUUGGACCCAAAUGACCCAUUUGCGGACGAGGAUCGCGAAAGACGAGAGGUCGAAGCUCUAGCAAAGAAAUUUGAAAGCAAAUACGGGAACACAGGGAAGAGGAAGAAAAAGGACAGAAUGCAGGAUCUCAUUGACAUUGGCUACGGCUACGAUGAGACUGACCCAUUUAUAGACAACUCUGAAGCUUAUGAUGAGCUGGUGCCUGCCUCCCUUACCACCAAGCUGGGGGGUUUUUACAUUAACACGGGCACCCUGCAGUUCAGACCUGCUUCAGAAUCUGAGAACGAGGAUGUCAGCAAGGAUGGAAACCACUUCAAGAAACUGAAGGAUGGCGAAGAGCGAGUGAUUAAGAAAAGAAAGAAGAAACAAGACGGCACCUUGGACGAGAAGAAACCCAAAAAGAAUCGAGUGCCAAAACAGGGCGUGUCUGCCCUAAAUCGGCCGGAGAAGAAGAAGCGGAAGAAGCUGAUGAAGGAAUCACUUUCUCUGGCUGCCAUGCUCCGCCGCUUCACCCGCGAGAAAGAGGAGAUGAGGAAGAAGAACCCACCGGCAGCGGCCACUGCCCCGAAGGUCCCGCGUGGGCCCCCCAACUCUCACUCCGUGCCCCCCGGCAACGACCUCUCCAUGGCUGACCUCACCAACGACCCUGCCGUGAUGUCUCUGCUGGGCUCGGCCAACGAGAGUGAGAUGUUCCAGGACCUGAUGUGUGACCUGGACUUUGGGUUGCUGGACCCCCAAGAGCCCUCCAGCCCGGGACAUGGGGAGAACGGUAGUGCAGCCGCCCAGAGGGGAGGCCCCGCCGGGCGGCUACAGAGGACGGGCAUGCUGCCCCCACCUCCGCUGCCCGAGGGUCUGCCUGCUCCCCUUGGCAAGCGCAUAGAAGACCUGCGGGCGGCAUCACGACAGUUUGAUAUGGAGGGUAGGAAGAAGUUCUUUACGCUGGACAUGAACAACAUCCUGCUGGACAUUGAGCUGCAGUUGCAGGAGCAGCCCACAGAGGUGCGCUCAGCUGUGUACUCCCACCUGGAGGCCUUCGUGCCGUGUAACAAGGAGGCCCUGCUGAAGCGGAUGAAGAAGCUGAGCCUGAACGUGCAGGACGACAGGCUGAAGAACCCGCUGCUCAAGCUGAAGCUGGCCGUGUGCAGCGCCAUGCCAGAGCAGAUCGCACGCUACAACAUGGACUGCAUGGCCAAAGUGGCCAAGCUGCAUUCAGAGGAGGGUGAGAAGAACGGCUCGGAAGAGGAAGACGAAGAGAAGCCAGGAAAACGGGUGAUGGGACCACGCAAGAAGUUUGUGUGGGACGAUAAACUCAGGGCUCUGCUGUGUAAUCUGGUGCGCGUGAAGCUGGGCUGUUACGAGGCAGAGGGCCAGAACUCCCCCUCUCCUGAAGACUACCUCAAGGCCUUUAUGGAGACCGAGGUCAAACCCCUCUGGCCUAAAGGAUGGAUGCAGGCCAGGAUGCUGAUCAAGGAGAGCCGAACGGCGCACAGUCACCUUACAGGAAACACGGUGAAGAAAAGGAUGGUCCCCACUCCAAAAGCCAAACCAAAACCUCAGGAUGGCGGCUGGGUCCAGCAGCCCAGCGUUUCCGUGGAGACGGGCGUGGGCCCUGGCCAUGCCCAACGGCCCCUCUCCCCCUCUGAGCCCAUCUGCCUGUCGGACUCUCUGGACGAGGACCUGGGUGGCACUCACUCUCUGGACUCCAUUUCGCAGGCACUGGCUCUACUCAGCAGCGCCGCCAAGGGGCUGAUCCAGUCCGAUGGCCCAUCCUCCCCCGAGGCCCCCAAAGCAGCUGGUCCCGCCCCUCUCCCCGCCUCUCUCCACGCCUCCCCUCUGCUCAGCAAGAAGAACGGUGCGGACGCUGUUGCGUCGACGCCCACUGGCAGCACUCUUUUCGUCUCCUCCCCCUCUCCCUCCAUCUCCCGCCCUCCCUCCGUCUCUGCAUCUCCGUCUGUCCGGGUUGAAGGGUUGGGAGGGGUGAAGGGCGGAGUCAGCGGCUUGUCCCAGGUGCAGAGACACUCACCAAUGACUGCCCAGCGUCCUGGCGUCACCAGUGGCAGCAAGCUGGGCAUGCCCAGUACACCCUCUCCACCCAAACUGAGGCCGCCGCCCACUGCUUCGCCCCUCCUGCCCCCUCACAAAAGCUUCGGCCCUCUGGUGGGCAAACCGCCGGUGACCACGCCCCCGGGGCUCCACAAGCCCAGCAAUAACAACUCCAGCAGAAUCGGCGACGGAGGCAUGACAUUGUCGUCUCAGCCCCGCCCACACCUAGUCUCACCUUCCUCAGCUUCCUCUUCUGCCUCCGCCUCCUCCUCAUCCACACUCCUCAAUGCCAAAAUGUCUCAGGCCGUACACACCCCUCAGCAGAAGAACGCCCCUCACGACUCGCCCCGCCCCUCGCCCCGCCCCUCUCCCUCGCCCUCUCAGGCCAAACCACAUCAGCAGUCCAGCUUCAUCACCCCGAUGCAAGCCACGCUCACCAAGUCCCCCCACAGCUCCAGCUCCCCCAUCCUCAAGCUCACCCCGCGUGUGGCCACACCCUCCAGCGCCACGCCCCCCAGCUCCACAGCCUCCUCCCUCAGGCCGCCCACCUUACCCCGCGUGCACCAGUACUCAUCGAAAAGCUCUGCCUUCCACUCGGGGUUCUCAGGCGUGGGGGGUGGCUACAGCGCUCCCGCAGGGCAGCAGAAGAAUUCCUCUCAGGUGAACAGCGGCGGUCUGGCCGGCGCACUAAAGCCGCAGCCAACCAGUGCGUUGCCCGCCGCCGGCUCAGCCGAUCACGGGCCACGGCAGAGGUCGGCGGGCGGGGCUAAUCAGGGGUCUAAGCCAAUGGCGUCGGUUUCCUCUGCGUCGGCUUCUCAGUUAGCACAGGUGUCGUCCACUGGCGGGACCCUGCUGGGCUCCGGGACCCCCAGCCUACCGCUGGGCUUCGGGAUGCUGGGGGGACUGGUGCCCGUCUCACUCCCGUUCCAAUUCCCCGGGCUUCUCAACCUCCCCCCACCCACCGUCACCGCUGCAGGGGCCAGCUCGGCGAACCCCACCAGCUCAGGAUAUAGUCUACCCCCCAAUCUGUUAAAGGGUCUCAUGUCAGGUGCUCAGGCUGCUCUGCCUCCUCACUUACAACUCGCUUUCUCAGAUGUGGGUCAAAGCCAGGGUGGGGAUCUGAAAAGGAAGACACUAUGACAUCACCCAGGUCCCACUGGACUCUAACACUCAGAUGAUUGACACUCUGGAGCCUGGAUACGGCCACAACCAUGGGGCCCCACCCACAUAUGCAUGGACUGCUGGCUUACCCACUAAGGAUGGAUUUUUUAAAAAGCAAUUUAAUAUUAAUGUUCAAUACCAUUAAUAUCACUAGAAUGAAUGAAUUUCUUUUAUUUUUGGCUAAUGUUUACACAGACGGACCUUAAUCACUGUGGACAGGGAGGGAAGAUCUUGGCUGAGUGACUGAGUUGAUUGUUGAACCACUUAGUGAUAUGUAAAUGCUUUAAGGGAAGAGGUAGCUAGAACAGGAGCGCGUGAGCGGGUGAGUGCGUCCCUCCCUCUCUCAGGUGUAGGUCAGGGUCAUGCUGGUGCUCUUACUGGUGGAAUUAUAAAAAGCCUCCAUUGAACAAAAACUAAUAUUUUAUAUCCAUAUCAAAAUGGGGGCCUGGUGGUAGAAUUUGUAUUGUACUUGAAUUUUUGACAUUUGUAUUACUUAAGAUGAACUUCACAUUGGCUAAAUAAAAGAGAGAAAAAAGGUGUUGGUUCUAGAAAAGGCUUGGCAGGAAUACAAUACUCAGGCAGAAGGGCGUGCACGCUGUCAUUGUUUGUGUGGGUGUGGACUUGGGCAGUGGUGUGUACUGUCAGCUUGUGUGUGGACUCAGGCAGAGUGGUGCGUCCGUUUUCUUAAGGGGCGAAACUCCUUAAGGGAUGUUAACAGUGCUCAUAUGUUCAGUCAGGUAUUGUAAAGCUGGUAGAACCCCAACCUGUCCAUGUGUCCCAGGUCUGGAGUCUAUCCUGCACUAGAAGUAAUCUAGUGUGGGUGAGGACUUACUGCUUGUACAGGAGGCUUAUUGUACAUCUAAUACAUCCUCCAGGAGCAAUAUCUGAGGAUUCUUCACCACACUGGACCUGUGUGCUCAUCCAUUGUCAUCCACUGAAUGAUGACCCAGGACCAAGCCUGUAAAGCUAAUCUCUAACGUACAGCAGCUGUUCAUGCAACACCGGGCUCUUACAAGGAUUCGGAAUUGAGAGAGUCCACAUCCCGUGAAGGUCAAUCAGGAUAGCAUUUAGCAGUCAGAGCACUGCUCCCUUCAGUCACCCUGAAUCACCCUAACUACCCUCCACCGCACCCAGGGGCCAGGGUGUGCAGAGCAGAGAAAACAAGCCACAUUGCUGUAAUGCUACAGGACUGUAACUUUAACUUUAAACCAGACAUUUGCACAUGCAAAAACUCUGGGACUUUAAUCAACACUGGCGAUGUAAUAUGAUUCUCACUGGGGGGAAAAAAGGCACUCUAUUCAGUACAUAGCUUUUAAUUUUUUUAAACCCAUAAAUUCAGGUGACAUCAAGGACUCCCACCCCCCCAAAAGUGUACAAAAUAUCAACAAGGUGUGACAUCAGUCCAGAUACUACCAAAACCACAAAGUAUCUUACUAAUGUCAGUAAACACAAUGCUCAAAAUUACACUUUUAAAAAGCAUCUGACUCACCAAACAUAACUGCAGCUGCCACUGACUGCAUACAUGCUAAAACUGCAAACCUAGAAACGAAAACAAGCUGCUGGGCAAGGAAAAGGGAAACAAAAGU